ACAGGUGAGACACACCUGAGCAGGUGAACGGACGGAGCAGGGACUGACGGUUCAAACAGACCGUUUGUUUUUCACCGUUUAACGUUUAAAUUAACGGCAGAAGCGGAAAACGCUUCGUCUCUUCAGCUGACCUGAACCUGUGAGAGCGGAGCGGUUGGAGUGUCAGGAGGCGGUAAGCUGCUCUUCCUCAAACACUCACACUGACUGCUGCUGAAAAUGCCUCCAUCCUCCUCUUCCUCCCCCCGGCUGCCGCUCCUCCUCCUCCUCCUCCUCCCUCUGCUUCGGCGCGGCGGCGCGGCAGAGGACGCGGACUGCAGCGGCACUUUCCGCCCCGGUCAGGAAGACUUCGUGCUGGACGCGGAGGACGCGGUGAAGGAGGGUGCGGUUCUGUUGGCCACUGCGCGCGUCCGCUCCCCGGAGGCCUGUGAGCGCGAGUGCUGCGGGAAACCGCGCUGCAAUCUGGCGUUGCUGGAGCCGCGCGGCACCGGAGCGGCGGAGGCGGCGGCGAAAGAGGAGGACAUGCGCACGUGUGUCCUGUUUAACUGCAUCCACAGAAACCGCUUCGUGUGCAGGUUCGUGAACCAGGCCGGAUACCUUAGCUACUUCAGAGAGUCCGUGUUCCUGAAACACCUGGAGGGGCCGCAGGAGCCAGGUGAACCCAUUGUGAACGCAGGUCGUGAUGUCAUCGUUCAGCCCAGAGAGACUGUGACCCUGAAUGGAACCGAGAGCCUGGCGCUGGGCGACGCCCAGAUCACAGACCACCAGUGGAGUCUGCUGAGCGGAGACCCCAGUGUCAAGAUGGAGAAGACGGAUCUACCUGACCAGGUGCGGCUCUCCAACCUGCAGCCGGGCUCGUACGUCUUCCAGCUGACCGUCACCGACUCCAACGACCUGUCAGGUGUUGCCAAGGUUACCGUCCUGGUCCUCAGCCCGGAGAUGUCCAGCUUGUACUGUCUGGCUCCGGAGAAGGUCGGUCCAUGUCGCGCCAUGUUUCCUCGCUGGCGUUACGACGCUGCGGCGGGCGUCUGUGAGCAGUUUGUGUUCGGAGGCUGUAAACCGAACCACAACAACUACCUGAGUGAGCACGAGUGUUUGACCGCCUGUGGAGGAGUCACAGCGACGGCAGAGAGGGGCGUCACUCUCCCCGCCACAGAGGUGUGUGGGUCGGUGUGUCGUCCCGAUCAGCUGACCUGCGGCAGCGGCUGUUGUCUGGAAAGAAGUCUGGAGUGUGACGGUGUGAAGCAUUGCAGCGACGGAUCAGACGAGGGGCACUGCAACAAACUGAACCAGACCUUCAGUCGCCUGCUGAGUAUCGAUGUCAACCAGACCAAAGCUCGGUGCACAGAGCCCCCCCACACCGGUCCUUGUCGGGCGAGUCACACUCGCUGGUACUACGACCCCCUGAACAGGAAGUGUCACCAUUUCACGUUCGGCGGCUGCGACGGAAACGACAACAACUUUGAGGAGGAAGACAAGUGCAGCGACACCUGCGCCGGAGUGACAGAGCGUCACGUGUUCUCCAGAGGGAUGUUUGACCGUUUUGAGAAGGAGGUGGGGGAGGAGUCUGACGACUCAGGCUCUAUAGCGUUGGCUGUGUUCCUGUCAGUGGCCAUCUUGGCUCUGUUGGCCAUCAUGACCUACUGCUUCCUGAAGGGCCGGCGGGAGCACUCCCAUAGGCCCGUCUCCACAGGCCCCGCCCAUGUGGCGCUGUCAGAGCAGGACACGCUCGUUUACAACAGCACCACCAAACCUGUAUGAUGUCAUCACCUCACCUAUGUGACAUCAUCAUCAUUCACAACAGCACCACCAAACAAUGUCAUCGCCAUGACGACCACAGACCUGUAUGACGUCAUCACUUUUGUCGCUGUGACAACCACAGACUUGUGUAAGGUCAUCACUGCGGUUGCUGUGGAGACUGGUCCCAGCUGUUUCUGUUUCUUCCUGUUUCCAGGUGUUUCCAGAUGUUGUUCCUACUUCACUGUAAUGCCCCUCCCCCUCCUGUCAAAUGUAAAGUAGAUUAUUAUCAAUCAUUUCAAUAUUGUGGAAAGUCAAUUAUUGAAUCAACAUAUUGAUUGAUUGAUUGAUGGAUUGCUUUGUAAUCAGCUGUUUUGCGUGCAAACAUAUUUCUGUUCGUUGGGUUUCUGCUCAGGUGUGUGUGUGAUAUAUUUAUGAAUUCUGUUUGUUGGGUCUCAGGUUAUGAAGUUAUAUUUGUUUUAAAGGAGCUGUAUGUAAGUUUAAGCUAAUGCUACAUAGCUAACGUUAGCAUUAGCAUUAGUAUUAUCAGCUGUUUGCUUACCAGUCUAGAAAAAACUUAAUUCCUCUGGAGACAACAGCUGAAAAAACACCAAUGAUAAGUGCUACUGAAGUUAGCAUGCUAACAGCUAGCUCUCUGAUAGCAACUCACUGACGUGUCAUUACCUGAUGCUGAAGCUGCGUCACCUGGUCGACCCUCAGCAGCAGAGGAAACUUUGAUACAGAACCUUAAAUGAUCUCAGGUGUUUCUUAUCUCAUCUUGUUUUUAUUGUGUCAUUCACCAAUAAAGCCUCAUGAAG
Molecule: messenger RNA, 2552 nt
Organism: Seriola aureovittata
Lineage: Eukaryota; Metazoa; Chordata; Actinopteri; Carangiformes; Carangidae
Product: kunitz-type protease inhibitor 1-like
Exons: 10
Coding region: 217-1758 (513 amino acids)
Molecular function (GO): protein binding; serine-type endopeptidase inhibitor activity
Source: RefSeq, a predicted model, not a curated record